CUAAUACUUAUAUAUAGUAAUUUGUAAUAACAGUGAAUUCAUAGUUUAUAUAGUCGUGGUGGUGGAUGUAAGCAUAAAGUUAUAUUUGUAUUUUACUAAAUAACCAAACAUAAUGUGAUUGGAUUUCUUGAAUGACACAUUGCUACGAUUCUACCUAUGAAAACAACAAGCAAAGCACAAAUUUUCGUAAAGGACUCACAUAACUACAUAAGUGUUUUUAUCAACAAAAAACCUACAUAAGUGUAACAUCUAUUUUUGUUUAGUUUGUUAAUGUCUUCAAAAUCAACGGGAGAAGAUUAGAAACAAAAUUAGAAUACAAAAAGAAAAAAUAAAGGUCGAGGUUCCUUGUUAUGCAUGAGAAGUCUACGUGAAGAAAUAGAAUAAUGACUGACUUUUAAGUUUCUUUUUCUUUUGAUAUAUAAAAAUCAGCUUCCUACUUUUAUUUAUUCAGUUUCUAUAUAUUAUUAAUAUAUCAUAAUUACACUGACAAAUUCAUGCCACAAAGUGAUAUAAUAUAACUCUACCUUAGUACACUAUUUCACUAUAUAAGUAGAUGCACAUUAUACAUAUGGAGAUGUUGAGAAAAAGAUGUAUAUACAGGUGUAAAUUAUAAGUAUAAGCUUAUGUAAUAUCUUUGCAUACACUCUAGGUUGACACUGGACCUUAACUUCUUUUUCUUAUUUUGUUUCUAUGAGCUCUUACAGACCAGCAGCAACACCUUGCCCCAAAUCCACUCCAUCUUAUAUUCAUUUUAGAUCAUAAUCUAUACAGCUAUCUUUAUAUUAGCAGAUAAUAAAUUUAUUAAUUUGCAGAUUUUAUAUAUAGUUUUAUAUGAUGCAUUAUAUAUAGCGCAAACAAAAUACGACCAGAUAAACGUAAUUUGGACCAUAACUUAAGAAUGUUCUUGUCAAAUAAGGAACGUUCUCUUGUCAAAAUACGACCAGAUAUUCUUUCACAAUGUUUGUUUUCUUUUGUCUUCAUAUGUUUUUUGUUCGAUCGGUCAUUGUCUACUUCUCUCUCACACACCAUACAUGACAUGUAGAAGCCAAACCAAACUUAAAACCCAAGCAAUCUGUUCUUCUUUUUCUUACGAUAAUCCAUUAUUAAUAAAUAUAUUCUGAAUAUCAUUGUAUAAAAACAAAAAGAAUGUAGUGUUCCUUCUAUUAAUUAAAUAUUUUUUACUCCAAAGUAUGUAUCUGCAUAUAUAUACUUGUAAAACAAGAAAAGUUCCAAUAUUUUAUCAAUGUUAGAUAAAUGUAAAACUAAAGAUUCGGGAGUUUCAUAGUUAAAUGUACUUACACUUUACUUUCAAGUUGUAGGUGUACCUCUCCCUAUCAUUGUUACUUAGCAUGUAUGCUUCCUUGUUUAGACAUACUUUUUAAGUCGUAAAAUAAUAUUUUCUUACUAUAUAGCAUACAAGUACAUUCGUAUACAUUAUAAAUGAGAUUUAAUAAUAGCUAUAUCUUAUUUUUCUCUCUCAUGGAUAGUGCAAAGUUAAUAUCAAGGGCAAAAAAGAGCAAUUAACUCAGCUUAAAAAGUGAUGAACAAGAAUUCAAUUCCUUCCUCUUUCUCACGAUAACCUCAAAGAGUUCUACUUAGGAAACAUAUGCUUUAGCCAUCUUUAACCCUUUUUCCCUUCUCUCUAUCUCUCUCUCACGCCUUUGUUUAUUCUAAUGAAGUUGUGAGAAGUGUGGAGGAAGAGAAGAGAGGUAAUGCACGAGAGAAAACUAAGAUACACAAAACAACAUGACUUGGUGCAAUGACCGUAGCGAUGUUCAGACCGUUGAAAGAAUCAUUCCUUCUCCAACAGCGGCUGAGUCUCCUGCAGCCUCAUUGCAAGUCUCUACUCACAAAACGUGUCCUUCAUGUUGCCAUAAAUUCAAGUUUCAUGAACAGGCGGGGAUCCAUGACUUGCCCGGACUGCCUGCCGGAGUGAAGUUCGAUCCGACGGAUCAAGAGGUACUGGAGCAUCUUGAAGGAAAGGUAAGAGACGAUGCAAGAAAGCUUCAUCCUCUCAUCGAUGAGUUUAUUCGUACCAUCGACGGCGAAAACGGCAUAUGUUAUACCCAUCCUGAGAAAUUGCCAGGUGUGAACAAGGACGGGACGGUCCGUCAUUUCUUCCACCGACCGUCGAAGGCAUACACGACGGGAACAAGAAAGCGACGUAAAGUCCACACUGACUCCGAAGUCGGUGGCGAGACACGGUGGCACAAGACCGGAAAAACACGUCCUGUUCUCACUGGAGGACGAGUAAGAGGCUACAAGAAAAUCUUGGUGCUCUACACAAACUACGGCAAACAAAAGAAACCGGAGAAGACUAAUUGGGUCAUGCAUCAAUAUCAUCUUGGCACCAACGAGGAAGAGAAAGAAGGUGAGCUAGUUGUCUCCAAAGUAUUCUACCAGACUCAACCACGCCAAUGCGGUGGCUCUGUUGCUGCCGCAGCCACUGCCAAGGAGCGGCCUUACAUUCAUGGCCACGCCCAUCACCUUGCUGGUGGUCGCCACCUUCAUUACGAUCUUCAUAACGUUAAAGGAAAUGGAGGGUCAGCUGGAGCCAGUGAGUAUUAUAACAAUAUUCCAGCGAUCAUCUCGUUUAAUCAAACCGGGAUACAGAACCACUUGGUUCAUGAUUCUCAAGCAUUUAUCCCUUAAAAAUAUGAGAAUAACUUUUAUAUGCUUGGUCAAAAAAUAAGAGAAGUCUAUAAUCUAAGCAUAUAUAUACUAUAGUACACACAUAAAUACAUUAAAAAUAAUUUAAAUUUACAUUGCAAUACUAUAUACGUAACUUUUGUUUUUGUCAUUAUAUUUUUCCCUUUUUGAUUAUACUGCUUUAUAUACAAGUUUAAUUCCUUGGACUGAUCAUGAAAAAAUGUACAAAGAUCUCACUUUGUCUCUUGGUA
Molecule: messenger RNA, 2900 nt
Organism: Brassica rapa (field mustard)
Lineage: Eukaryota; Viridiplantae; Streptophyta; Magnoliopsida; Brassicales; Brassicaceae
Product: NAC domain-containing protein 73
Biological process (GO): regulation of DNA-templated transcription
Cellular component (GO): nucleus
Molecular function (GO): transcription cis-regulatory region binding; DNA-binding transcription factor activity
Source: RefSeq, a predicted model, not a curated record